AUGAGCGCAAAGCCCUGGCAGGAGGGCAUUGCUUUCAGGAGCUUGCCGAACCCUGUCCAGGCAACCCUAGGCAAGAUGUUCGAAAAGUCAUUGUACGACCUCAUCAAGGGGUUGCGGAACAACAAGGGAAAUGAGAAGGAGUACAUACAAAAGACGUUAAAGGAAUGCCGCGCCGAAGUUCGCAGCCAGGAUAUGGACCUUAAGGCGACGGCCCUUCUUAAGCUCAUAUACCUUGAGAUGCUCGGCUACGACAUGUCCUGGGCGUCAUUCCAUGUCCUCGAGGUCAUGUCUUCGGCAAAGUAUCACCAGAAACGAGUUGGAUAUCUAGGCGCCGUUCAAAGCUUUAGGCCAGACACCGAGGUCCUCAUGCUGGCUACCAAUCUGCUGAAAAAGGACCUUGGCUCGUCUACCCCGACCGUGAUUUCUCUACCGAUUGCCACUCUGCCUCACGUCAUAACGCCGUCGCUUGCACUCUCGACCCUCGCCGACCUGCUGCCCCGUCUAAGCCACAGCCAGGCCAACAUCCGGAAAAAGACGCUGGUAACACUCUAUCGCUUGGCGUUGGUUUAUCCCGAAGCAUUGCGUGCGGCAUGGCCCAAGAUCAAGGAACUUCUCAUGGAUGCCGACGAGGAUCCGAGUGUGACGGCUGCCAUUGUGAACGUCGUCUGCGAGUUGGGCUGGCGGAGGCCCCGCGAUUUCCUACCCCUUGCACCUCGGCUUUUUGAGCUGUUGGUCGAUGGCGGGAACAACUGGAUGACCAUCAAACUUAUCAAGCUUUUUGCCACGUUAACACCUCUCGAACCACGUCUCGUCCGAAAGUUGCUCCCUCCCCUGAUCAACAUCAUAUCGACAACAGGAGCCAUGUCGCUUCUGUAUGAGUGCAUCAACGGCAUCAUUCAAGGUGGCAUUCUGGAUAGUGGAGAGGAUGUUUCGGGGGCGGAUGAGGUCGCUACCCUUUGCGUGAACAAACUGAGAGCGAUGAUAACGAUGAACGGCGACCCGAAUCUGAAAUACGUUGCCCUUUUGGCAUUCAACAAGAUAGUCACAACGCAUCCACAUCUCGUUGCCCAGCAAGAAGACGUCAUAUUGGAGUGCAUCGACAGCUCCGACAUCACCAUCCGAAUACAGGCUCUGGACCUGGUGAAGGGCAUGGUCACGAGUUACAACCUAGUUUCCGUUGUCAGUCGGCUGAUGAAGCAGCUGAAAUCGUCGACCUCAGCCAAGGAUCAGGUUUGGCCCGAGACCAGACCCAUGAUACCCAAUGCGGACUCAGAAGAUGAGGGGCCUAAGUCCAUAUCCGAGACGGACGCAGCCGACCCUGAGGAGUUGGCUCUCCCCGAGGACUACCGAAUCGACGUCAUCAGGAGGAUUCUAUUCAUGUGCUCCAAAGACAAUUAUGCGAAUGUGGUAGAUUUUGAUUGGUAUAUUGAUGUGCUAACCCAGCUCGUCCGCAUGGCCCCCGUUCCUCGACAAUGUAAUGCGGAACUGAUGGACGAAUCGUCCUCUCGACCUUCCGCCGACGUCUCGGAGAAAAUUGGCGACGAACUAAGGAAUGUUGCGGUCAAGGUUCGAGCCUUGAGAGCUACUGCCGUCAGGGCGUGCGAGACAAUUCUGGCGCAGCUCGACGCGGAUACACCGGCGGGUCAUACCAUUACUUCUGGCGCGUUGAAUUCAGUCACUUUCAUACUGGGUGAAUACGCUGCACAGCUGUCGACGCCUGACGGUACGCUCAAUGGCCUUCUCCAUAUCGUGCCUCGGACCGCGAGACCCGAAGUGUGCGCGACAGCCCUGCUCGCCAUUACCAAAGUGUUCGCGACCCUUGCAGGAGAUGAGACGGAGCCUUGGACAGCUGAGAGGAAGUCUAGAACCUCGCUGCUCAUGGCACGAAUCCUUCAUGUCGCAGAACCUCUCGCUCUGCAUCCAAAUCUGGAAGUUCAGGAGAGGUCGGUUGAGAUCGUCGAGCUCCUGAAACUUACGUCAGAGGCCGCCUCUGGACAACCGGCUUCCACCGACGUCGAGUGCCAAGAUCCUCCUCUGCUGCUUACGCAAGCCAUUCCCUCGCUCUUCAAUGGCUGGGAGCUCAACGCAGUUGCGCCUGGAGCCCAGCGGAACGUGCCGAUACCCGAUGAUCUCGACUUGAACGAGCCGAUUCAUUCAAAUUUGGACAAGCUGCUGUCCCAGGCAGACAUGGUUGGUUUGGAGACUGAAGCGGAGGAUGAGUUUGAAACAUUCUAUAACCAAAGGCUACCGCCAACGAGCGUCUCAUCUUCGGCACCAGCCAUCAACAGACUUACAGAAUCAAACGAAGAGGUGGUCAGCUCGUACCAGCAGCUCAGCGAAGACAGCUAUCUCGAUGCAGAUAUUGUAGCGAGGAGGAAAGCUGAACGAUUGGAGAGAAAUAAGGAUGAUCCCUUUUAUAUCCCUAGCGAUGCGAUGCCGCGAGCAUCCACUCCUAUCCACAGCAUACUUCAGAAAAGCAACGGCCCAGAACUCGAUGUUGAUUCCAUUCCUAUCAUGCAGUUGGACCUGAAAAACAUCGAAGCAGCCUCAGACGUUGUCCAUAAACCUCAACCAGUACCGAGACAAAAGGUCUUCAUCACGCCGGAUGAGACUGUCGGGGGCAGUGGCAGCGAUACAGGACACAACAAUGAUGAUGAAUCUCAUCUGGAUAGUCACCCCAGAGCCAAGGGCAGGAAGCUCAAACAGUCGCUCCUUCAGGUUGACUCGAGUACAAUCGGUUCAUUCAAUCUUGAAGGUGCCCAACCCGCCGAAGGGUUCGACUACGAACGGCAGCAGCGCGAGGAAGCGGAGAUGCAGCAUGCCAUGAAGGAAGUCGAGCGCCUGCGGCUGGAAAUGCAGCGCGCCAAUGAGCGGAUACAGGUGGCUCAUGGUGUCGACGUCGAAGGCACCGUCAUCAAGCGGAAGAAGAAGAAGGUGACCAAGAAGGCAGCAGAGGGGGACGGGACCGAGGUGAAGCCUAAAAAGAAAAAGAAAAAAAAGGAAACCGUCGGUGAAGGUACGGGGGCCAAAGUGUUGACGGAAGGGCAGGGAGACCAUUCUGUCGCCCACCCAGCGGAAGAAUCGGUGGUCGCAUCUAAGAAGAAGACCAAGAAGGUCAGGAAACCCGUCCAGUUUGGGGAACCAGCAGGCGAUGAAGAAGCGCAGUAA
Messenger RNA from Drechmeria coniospora, 3168 nucleotides. Its product is annotated as AP-3 complex subunit delta. Gene Ontology annotation, cellular component: endosome membrane; AP-3 adaptor complex; membrane coat. The transcript has 7 exons. Gene Ontology annotation, biological process: protein targeting to vacuole; Golgi to vacuole transport. Lineage: Eukaryota; Fungi; Ascomycota; Sordariomycetes; Hypocreales; Ophiocordycipitaceae. The record is from RefSeq and is a predicted model, not a curated record. Bases 1 to 3168 code for a protein of 1055 amino acids.